Molecule: messenger RNA, 458 nt
Organism: Parasteatoda tepidariorum (common house spider)
Lineage: Eukaryota; Metazoa; Arthropoda; Arachnida; Araneae; Theridiidae
Source: RefSeq, a predicted model, not a curated record
GUUUUGAACCAAUAGAUGGCGUUGCCUACUCUUUUGUUUUUGGCUAUUCUAAUGUUUACUUUUUGUUUUGUUGUUAUUAAAGAAUAUGAAUCCUAACCCCUCUGUCGCUUUUUUAUAUGGUGCCGAAAACCCCAAGAAUUGAUUGCAAAUAUUUAUUACUGAUUGAAAAUAUUUAUUACUGAAGAGGGGUUCGUUUGAAUUUGAUCUUGAACUUUAUAUUGAAAUUAUUUCUUCGUUCUUUAUUCGAUAAUUUAUUCUGAAUUCGAGAAUGUCUGCUGAACUUUCAAAACGGAAGCAGAAAAGAGGUGCGGUCAGAGCAUCUACGACUAGAUUGUUCGGCGAAAUCGAACAUGAAAUAAAAAAUGAAAUUCCGAACAUUGAAACUUUAGAUGAAUUAUUGGCUAAACUUAUUGAAAAGGAAUCUUUAUUGAAGGAACUGGAUUUGAAAAUUGAAGAUU